Magnolia sinica is the source of this 666-nucleotide messenger RNA. RefSeq lists its product as uncharacterized. The transcript has a single exon. Lineage: Eukaryota; Viridiplantae; Streptophyta; Magnoliopsida; Magnoliales; Magnoliaceae. The record is from RefSeq and is a predicted model, not a curated record. The coding region runs from base 1 to 666 and encodes 221 amino acids.
AUGGAAGAGACCGAGCCUCCUUUCGCCUCAGCAAUCAUGGACGAGGUGAUGCCGUCAAGGUUCAGGAUGCCCCCUAUCAUCCAAUUCUCCAGAUUCGGAGACCCCUCAGAGCACGUGGAAUUAUACCGAUCGUGGAUGCAAAUCCAGUCGGCUACGGAUGCCAUGAUGUGCCGAGCCUUUUCGAUAACUCUCUCCGGGUCUGCUCGGAGUUGGUAUCAACAACUUAAACCGAAAUCGAUUAGCUCCUUCGCGAAGCUUAGCAGAUUGUUCCUUACCCAGUUUAUCACUGGUAAGAAGAGUCGGAAGCUGACUACUCAUCUGUUCACCCUCAAACAGGGGAACAAAGAACCACUAAAGAAUUAUAUUGUCCGCUUCAACAAGCAAGCAUUAUUAGUGGAAGAUUACGACAACAAGAUGGCGCUCUCAGCCAUGUUCAGCGGCCUCAAAGAAGGGAAGUUCACCUUCUCAAUUGGGAAAAAUCCACCGACUACCCCGGCCGAGCUCAUUAGCAGGGCUCAGAAGUAUACCAAUGCUGAGGAAUUCUCCAACUCCUGCAGGAACAUCCAAGCUACUAAAACGUCAUCAAAAGAAAAAAGGCAAAGGAACGAAGAACCUCGGUCGUCCAGCAAAAAGCCUGACGACCGGGCUCCUCGCGAUCUCAGCUAA